This is a messenger RNA of Solea solea (common sole), 7068 nucleotides long. It is a transcript of the gene grik3, whose product is annotated as glutamate ionotropic receptor kainate type subunit 3. Gene Ontology annotation, molecular function: transmitter-gated monoatomic ion channel activity involved in regulation of postsynaptic membrane potential; kainate selective glutamate receptor activity. Gene Ontology annotation, cellular component: presynaptic membrane; plasma membrane; postsynaptic membrane. Lineage: Eukaryota; Metazoa; Chordata; Actinopteri; Pleuronectiformes; Soleidae. The transcript is spliced from 16 exons. Bases 775 to 3705 code for a protein of 976 amino acids. The record is from RefSeq and is a predicted model, not a curated record. Gene Ontology annotation, biological process: synaptic transmission, glutamatergic; modulation of chemical synaptic transmission; monoatomic ion transport.
CGUCAGAAGCACGCGGAUGCCCACUGCUCUCGUCUGCUCUACCUUUCACUAAGCCUACUAAAUACAUGCUUCGUUAUAAAUAGACACUAUUUUCUUUUAAAAACAAGCGUUUUUAAAGGUGCAACCGCGCGCGUUUGCCGUGCGCAACUGAAACCGGAGCGAUAUCAGCGUUAUUCCCCCACCUUCACUGCUCUCCUGACAGCAAACUGGACCGAUUCAAUCGCAACGAGCAUCUGCUCGCUCACUUUCAGCGACACUCGGCGCGUAACGCGUCCUCUUUGGGGUUUGGGUUUGUCGGGGAGAGACACAGAAUCAUUUCUACGCGACCCUAAAAGUUCCGCAGGCGCAGUUUUUUUUCCUCCUCCUCCUCCUCCUCUUUCUCCACAGAGCGGUGCAGGAGCAGAAGCAGGAGCAGGACUGAGUCUGGCUCUGCUGCCGCUGCUGCUGCUGUUGCCAACACACAGACAUCAUCGGCUGCUGUAGGAGGGGAUACAGAGACUCCUGCAGGCUAAUUGUUCGCAGGUGUAUCAGUGAUCAGCCUGUGAGGGACUUGGAGCCUCAUCCUCAUCGAGCGUAACUUGUGCGUAACAGAAGAAAAAAACAGACAAAGAAAGAAAGAAAAAAACCCGGGAAGAAUGUCUUACCAAGUACAAUGAGCGCACUAUUGUCGCAGAUGCCAAAACGCACAUUUUCUUCGUCCACGUCAGGUUUUUAGGAGCAACUCAGAGUUGGAAUUUUGAAGGAAAAAAAAGUGGAUCCCACGACUUUACAACCAUGCGAAAUACUUGGCCGUCUCCGCGGACCAGUGCGAUUUGGGAAUACUGGACGUCGCUGCUUGUCUGUCUCUUGUGGAUUCACUACUCUUAUGGGAUGCCGCAUGUUAUUCGAAUAGGUGGGAUUUUUGAGCAAACAGACGGACCUGUUUCACUCGUCAGUGCGGAGGAGCUUGCCUUUAAAUUUGCUGUCAAUAACAUCAACAGAAACAGGACUUUGUUGCCAAACACAACAUUAACAUAUGACAUACAGAGGAUUAAUAUCUACGACAGCUUUGAGGCGUCAAGAAAAGCUUGUGACCAACUGUCUUUAGGUGUGGUUGCAAUAUUUGGGCCCUCACACAGCUCAUCGUCAAAUGCCGUGCAGUCCAUCUGCAAUGCACUGGAGGUGCCGCACGUCCAGGUGCGAUGGAAACACCACCCGAUGGACAGCCGGGACACCUUUUACGCAAACCUGUACCCGGAUUACUCCUCGCUCAGCUACGCCAUCCUGGACUUGGUGCAGUUUCUCAAAUGGAAAACAGCCACUGUUGUAUAUGACGACAGCACAGGUCUUAUAAGACUACAGGAGUUGAUAAUGGCUCCAUCCCGGUACAACAUCCGACUAAAGAUCCGGCAGCUUCCUGUUGACACACAGGACACGAGACCUCUUCUCAAAGAAAUGAAGAGAAGUCGGGAGUUCCGCAUCAUUUUCGACUGCAGUCACCAAAUGGCAGCGCAGAUUCUCAAACAGGCGCAGACCAUGGGGAUGAUGACAGAGUAUUACCACUAUAUCUUCACCACUCUGGACCUGAUGGCCAUCGACCUGGAGCCAUAUCGCUUCUGUGGGGUCAAUAUGACUGGCUUCCGCAUCCUCAACGUGGAUAAUCCCCAGGUUGCAUCCAUUGUGGAUAAAUGGUCGAUGGAGAGGCAGCUACCACCUAAACCAGAUUCAGGCCUGCUGGAGGGCAUCAUGACGACAGAUGCAGCUCUGACCUAUGACGCAGUCCACAUUGUAUCCGUCUCGUACCAACACGCUCCACAGAUGACGGUGAACUCGCUGCAAUGCCACCGUCACAAACCCUGGAGAUUUGGAGGGCGCUUCAUGAGUUUCAUUAAAGAGUCCCACUGGGAUGGUUUGACGGGCAGACUGUCAUUCAACAAGACAACUGGUCUUCGUACAGAUUUCGACCUGGACAUCAUCAGUCUAAAGGAGGAUGGCCUUGAAAAGGUGGGGAAGUGGAGCGCGUCAGGAGGUCUCAACAUCACAGAAGUGCCAAAGCGAAAAGGGGUGAACAUCACUGAUUCCCUGGCUAACCGCUCCCUCAUCAUCACCACCAUCCUGGAGGAGCCAUACGUCAUGCUUAAGAAGUCUGACAGGGCGCUGGUUGGCAAUGACCGUUUCGAAGGAUUUUGCAUCGACUUGCUUAAGGAGCUCUCAAACAUCCUGGGCUUCACGUUUGAGAUUCGCCUGGUGCCGGAUGGAAAAUAUGGCUACCAGGAUGACAAGGGCCAGUGGAACGGCAUGAUCAGGGAACUUAUUGAACAUAGAGCAGACUUGGCAGUGGCUCCUUUCACCAUCACCUACAUGCGUGAAAAGUUUGUCGACUUCACCAAGCCCUUCCUGAACACGGGCAUCAGCAUCCUGUAUCGCAAGCCCAACACCACCAACAGCGGCUUCUUCUCCUUCCUGAACCCCAUGACUCCAGACAUCUGGGUCUACAUCCUCCUGGCGUACCUCGGGGUUAGCUGUGUCCUUUUUGUUAUUGCCAGGUUCAGUCCAUAUGAAUGGUAUGAUGCCCAUCCUUGUAAUCCGGGGUCAGACGUGGUGGAGAACAACUUCACCCUCCUCAACAGCUUCUGGUUCGGCGUUGGUUCCUUAAUGCAACAAGGCUCAGAGCUGAUGCCAAAAGCGCUGUCGACCAGGAUCAUUGGUGGCAUAUGGUGGUUCUUCACGCUGAUCAUUAUAUCGUCCUACACAGCUAAUUUAGCAGCAUUUCUCACCGUGGCAAGAAUGGACUCGGCCGUGGACUCAGCUGAUGACAUCGCCAAGCAGACUAAGAUUGAAUAUGGUGUUGUCAAAGACGGCGCCACCAUGGGCUUCUUCAAGAAAUCUAAGGUUUCCACUUUUGAGAAGAUGUGGGCCUUCAUGAGCAGCAGACCAAGCACAUCACUGGUGAAGUCUAUCGAGGAUGGAAUUCAGAGGGUGCUGAAGUCAGACUAUGCCCUCAUUAUGGAGUCCACCACUAUUGAUUACAUCACCAGGAGAAAUUGCAACCUGACGCAGGUGGGAGGACUCAUUGACAGCAAAGGCUAUGGCAUCGGCACCCCCCUUGGUUCUCCAUACAGAGACAAAAUCAGCAUUGCAAUCCUUAACAUCUUGGAGGAUGGGCGCCUACACAUGCUCAAGGAGAAGUGGUGGAGUGGGAGCAGCUGCUUGGCUGAGGAGCAACAUGACACGGGCCCCAUGGGGAUCCAGAACCUGGGUGGUAUAUUCAUCGUGCUAGCCUCUGGCUUAGUGCUGUCUGUUUUUGUGGCGAUUGCUGAAUUCGUCUACAAACUACGGAAGACUGCAGAGCGUGAGCAGGUCUUUGUGCAGCGCCAUGGUGGACGAGAUCAGACUGUCGUUCACCUGCGAGAGGCGGGUGAAACACAGGCCCCAGCCCCCAGCCAUGGUGAAGACGGAUGCGGUGAUAAACAUGCACGCCUACAACGACCGACGACUCCCAGGAAAGGACAACAUGAGCUGCAGCACUGGGAUGACUCCUGUGUUCCCAUGACAAUGUACUCCCCCCAGGGCAAGAACCUCAUGAGUAACGUGUCAGGGACAGUGCCAGAGAGUAGAGACAAUGGCCUAGACGCCAUCACCAGAUACACCAUUAACCACAGUGAUUUUGGGACACUAACCAAACAUGGGCAACUGAAAAUGGCAGCAUCAGCCACACAGGUAUGACCACAUUUGCCACUGUAAUCCAAACCCACGAGAGAUUCGAGAAAUUGGCGGAGGCCCUGGGAAAAGAGUAACACCCAUAAUAAUUAGUCUUGAGUCUGAUGUUUACGUGCGCAAAACAAAAACAAAAAAGAAAAUGAGAAAUUUCAAGGAACACUCAAUCACUAAAAAGACCGAAUUUUAUUGGACUGAAGCAAUCUUGAUGAGAAUGGCAAUAAAUUACAGAUAUAUAUGUAAAAGGACAAGGAAUAUGAGCUUUCAUUGAAGUUUAGUUUUGGCACACAUGAAAAUGAUUAUUACCUUUGUCCUGUUGAUCUACACACAAACUCCUGGAUGGCAUUUGACAGCAGAAAAUAAUGUUACCUCAAACAUGUUGUCUAUAGGCUUACAGUUGAUGGGUAUUUUUGAGUUAGAGGCUGCAGGAUAAGAUAAAGGAUCCUUUGAAAGUUUGGUCCACAGGAAUGUUUAUGAAAGUGUGUUGGGUUGAGUCUUGUUGGGUUGGAAACAAAAGAGUUGAGACAUAACAGUUUGGCAGUAAGUUUGUUAAAGAUGAGAUUCAUGUGAAGUGACACACAAAAUAGUAAAAGACGAUGGUUGAACCAUGGAUUAUUUGAUUUUCUUUACUUUUUUUGAACAGGAUUGAAUUUUAAUCAUUGCCAAAGAUUCAUCCAUUCAACAGCAAAUAGUUUUUCAGAAAAAACACCAUGCACCAUGCAAAGUACUGCAGUGUUUUAAAUAGGAUUACUAUCAAAGGAUCCUGCAAUAGAGGAUCAUUGUGUUUGGCACAGUUGCCAGUGUCAAACCACCUAACCUAAAACCAUUGUCAACAAAGUAAUUGAAAGCAUUUAAAAGAGUCUAAAGCCUGGUUAUUACUGAGUUGUGUGACACUUUAAAAUGUGAUUAGCAACAUAAAUGCUAAUCACACUUUCAUGCUGCAGACAGAGAUUGUUUUUGUGUGAUGGACACCAUCAUCUUUUGCCAUCGAUGAUUAGUCGUCCCCACAUCCAUGAAGACAUUGAAUCGUCAAAUGUCGGACCAAACAUUUUCUCCAUUUUAUUUUGAUUACCUCAGUCUCUUGUGCUACUACUGACCUCUUAUGAAAAGUAAAUUCAAUAUCUCUUUUGCCGAAGCAUACACGGAAAAUGGUGUGAGACUAAGUUUGGCUGAGCAACAAUUAUCUAAAGUGUCAGGCAACACAGUAUGACUCAGGCUUACUGGUUAACCUUUCUGAUCUUUUGGCCCUGAGCUCAAAAAGUUUAAUUAUUGAACUGUCAAACAAUUAUGUACAUUUGUUCUAAAAGUUCUGUUUUCAACAUUGGGCUGAUGAAAAAAGAACAAUGACAUGGUGGAGAAUAACAGGUAUGUGUGCUAAUAUCUGCAAUUAAUAAUGGAUUUUAAAUUACUGAGAUAAAAUGGGACUGGGAUCAUAUAACUAAAGGCCAUGUUUUGGGGGUUAAUUUAAUCAAAACAAAUCUAUCAAAACACAUAUUGGUGUUUGUCCAUGGGUAAAAGACCACUCAUUUUCUACUAUUAGUUCUGAACAAGUUUUUGAACAGUUACUUCACCCUUUUUUCCAGCCGUGAUUCCAGAGGCGUUUUGGCAGGAUAAUAAUAUUUUUUUCAGUGAGUGUAAUAAAAAACUAUCCAAGGCUCUAAAUGAGAAGUGAUUUUGAAGGUUAUCUCAGAAUGUUUUGCAUUACCUGGUGUAACCAGUGUUGUAGUGUGCGGACAUGCUGAAUGACAAUGUGGGGAAUAGAUGGACAAACAGAAGAAAGACAAUGAUUUUGUGUUCAUGUUGACUUUAGUGUCUAUUGAGAAUAUGUAUAUCUUAGGCAAAUGUCAUGCCGUACGAAGAUUCGCGGAGUCUGUGAGCUGCUGUCACCAGGGAGUCAAACAAACGACAAACCUCUGUGAGGUUUCCAUUGUCAAAACGUCGGAAGAAGAAGAAGAAAAAAAAUACUAACUAUGAGGUCAAGGAAAAUACAAUCUGUAAAAUUUAGCAAUGGUUUGGUAGAGAUUUAUUGUAUAAUUGUUUAUCGAUUCCCUUCUGCAAAGUAGAGUAUGUAGAUAAGAUCAGCAGGAGAAAAUGUAUUUUGCUAAAUUUAUACUGUUAAUUAAUCCUGUUCACAGUCAAAUAUGUUAAAGAUGCUAUUUAUUUCAUUAGAGAUCACUUUGUCCUACUUCCCCUGUAUCACAAAAAAAGAAUCUGUUUAUUUAUUGAAUGGAAAUUCAUUAUAUUAUGGUGUUUUGGAUUACUAUAAUCCAGAUGGGGGAAACACAUAUAUGUUGGUAUACUUUUAUGAAGGGUAGUUUAUUUCUACAAGGUGAACAUAAAACAGAAAUUAACAGAAAUGUUGUAAGAAUUUAUGGGAAAACCCCAUAGAAUAGGGUUUUAUUUCAAGUAACUGCCCCUUUACUCCUUGAAAAUUCACUUCGGACCAUGGGCCGUAUUCAUGAAGUUCAUACUAAAAUUGACAAAAAUAUAAAACAAGUCUUGAAUGAAUGAAGACAAAAAUCACUUAAAAUAUAUAAGAUAGUUGCCCCUAACCCUUCUGUUACCAUCCUGUCAUCGCCGACAGGAUUUGGCCUGCGUACUUCUAAUUAUCAUAAAUUCAAAAUUAUGGACUGGAGACCUUUCCACGGUGUGACCCCGCCUUUUGUCCUAUGUCAGCUGAGGUUGACACAGCACCCCCCACAACCCUCAUGGAUGGAUACUGGAAAGCAGAGAAAUAGAGCUCUGUGCCCAUAUACUUGUCAUUACGGUAGCCCUCAGGACUUCCGCAGAAUGAUUCCCCAGCGCGUCACACAUGAUUGACUUCAGCUUCUCAGUACCGUAAUUCCUAAACGGUUGACUAACUGCCAGAUAUUGAAAGAAAAGAUGGAAGCAGUCACUCAUAGAACAUUAUCAGGGUGGUCAUAAGAGGGUUAAAGGAGCCCCUAUGAACAACUUCUGGGAAAAGCGAGGAAGAAUUUUAAGUAAGAAAGAAAACCAUGUCGUGCAGUCAUUAAAUGGUCCAGUGUGUUAGGCCUCCUACAGUCUGUGAGAUUUCAGCAAUCGUAUCGUGAUAAGUCACACUGUGCAACAUGGAUCUAAUGAACUUGACUAAGACGUCAGGUAUGAUACAUGCACAAUUUACAAUGCUCACAUAAACUGUAGGCUAUGGUGAAAGUCAUCAGCUAGGGAUGCACGAUAUUGUGGGAAUCUGCAGAUACUGGCUUUGAAAUGUAUUAUUGGAUAUUGGCAAACACGCCAAGAUCCGCCCAUAUGACUAUUGACUAAAACAGUACGCUGAACAGGCUGCUACAUCCUUGACUUCUACACUGGCACCUUCUAUCCAACUAUUAGUUUUUAUGUUGUUUAGGUUUA